Eriocheir sinensis (Chinese mitten crab) is the source of this 5212-nucleotide messenger RNA. RefSeq lists its product as uncharacterized. The transcript is spliced from 7 exons. Gene Ontology annotation, cellular component: nucleus; cytoplasm. Gene Ontology annotation, molecular function: DNA-binding transcription activator activity, RNA polymerase II-specific; RNA polymerase II transcription regulatory region sequence-specific DNA binding. Gene Ontology annotation, biological process: positive regulation of transcription by RNA polymerase II. The coding region runs from base 289 to 2802 and encodes 837 amino acids. Lineage: Eukaryota; Metazoa; Arthropoda; Malacostraca; Decapoda; Varunidae. The record is from RefSeq and is a predicted model, not a curated record.
GUAAUUACUUCGAGGGUACAAUAAGUUUUCCCUCCUGAACCUGUCACACGGAAUCAGUGCUUCUUGGGUCGUUCACGGGUGGAGAGUAACGGUGGACGGCCUGUUAUUCCUGUACAGGCGGCGAGGAUGGGGCGGAAAUAGUGCCUCAAGACAAUAACUACAACGUUUCAUGUGAGCUCUGCCUGCAUGAAGCUGGAGAAGUCGGAGAAAGCCGCCGUAGCUCCGAGAUAGCGGAAAUUGUGGACAGAAGAUGCUCCCGAUUGGGCCUCGAAGAUGGUUUGAGUGAAGAUGGGUGAGAGGAAGCUCAUUCACCAUCGGUGUCUAGCAGUGCAGCUGCUUAAGAAGGAGUCCCUAGUGUCCUCACCUGUCAGCAGUGACAACAGUAGUGGAGACACUGCCACUCCUGUCAAUGACCUUGCCACAACUGCCACAACUCCUGCCCUCCAGGAUGGCCUCCACCUCUUCAGGGUGUGGCAGGCAGCUAAUGUGGAGUGUGCCUGGGAUAAGGAGUUGGUGGAGGCUGCCAAGGCUGUGCAGUACUUGGGCCACCUGGUGGGUGGCGUGGUGUUGGUGGGGGGACCCGCCAAUGCGCUGGCCACCCUUUCCUUGGCAUGGUCCAGGUCACUGCUUGCCGCUCCCUCAGGCUAUUCACUAACCAUGCUUGGAGAGGUGCAGGGCUUGAGUGUGGCUGUGGUGCCUCAGGGACAGUUCACGCCCUUGGCUGACGCCCUCUGCUGGGUGGUGCACCACCUCACCCGUGAUGGCUGCAAAGCUGGGGCUGAGGCUGUGAGGGAGGCCCUGGAGGUAUCUUUUCCCACUAUGAUGCCUCCUGUUCCCUCCCAUGUGCAUGCAAUUCUCUCCAGCCUCAUCCAGCAGUGCAAAGUGUACUACACAGGCACCACCUAUGGCAUCGUUCAGCCAGGCACCUACCGCCCCUUCCUCGCCCCUCCAGCUGCUCCCCCUUCAGCUACCUCUCCUGUCAUGAUGAGGGAUGGCAUGAUGACCUCUGCUGCCCAGACUGACUUGGCAGAGCUCAUCACUGGGGCUGCUCAGUCCUCAGACAGAGUCAUCGCCCCCACACUGCCAGGUGGAGGGAGUGGCAUGAAGACAAAGGCUUCCUCAGACACAGAACACAUAGAUCACCACCCAUUGUACACCAACCACCACCGUCACCACCACAACGCUGGCCGUGCUGCCUCCCUCCGGCUGUCCCCCGCCAGGGCCUCCAUCCUGGCCACCCACCUUGCUGCUGCUGCUGCCACCACCACUGUCCACACCUACCAGGCACUAAACUUCUCUGACAUCAGUAUCAGAGGGGAGCGAGGGUCAAUGUUUAGCAAGCUGCUCAGGGUUCCCGGCCGCCGCCGCAUUGCUUCCUUCGCUGCCCAGUUUCCCCCACCGGAGUGGAAUGACAGCCAGGCCCCCGUCAUUCACCUUCACUCCGUUGCCGUCCAGACCUCCACACAGCAGAAUGAGGUCAAAGCCUGGCACUGGUCAGCCUCCCAGUGGACUCCUCGGUCUGCCACGCUGCCUCGCCGCCUCAGACGACCCCAAUCCUCUAGCCCUCCACCUCCCAAGAGCCAGCAGUCUUCUCCAGUGCCAAGGGGGUUUACCUCUCUCCUCCAGUUUCACGUGCCUGUCCCUCAUCACAUGAGUCCUCCUUGUCACCACAAUCAUGCAGACAGAAGGUCUAGGAGUUACAGGUUUCACUCCCCAGGUCAUCAGAGGAAUGAGACCAGAAGUUGCCACUCAUCAAGCAGUGAAGAUAUUGCUGACCACAGGCCACCAGUCACUCAGAAUUACCAUGCUAAGAGAGGAAACCAAACAGGUGACCAAUGCUUAAAGGGCAAAGAACAAAGUGUAGCUUUUAUGAGUCCAGCAGGUGCCAAAGUCUACAAGCAGCAAGCUGUGGAUCCAUCCAAAUCUGAGGAGAGACUCUUAGAAAUGAUGCAGGACUCUCACUUGAGGAGUGAUGAAAAUGAUGUCACUGGUGGCAGGCAACAAAGCUGCAAACCAAGGCAGGAGAAGGUAAACCACAGGAGGAGUGCCACAGGCCACCCGCCACACAACAGACACAUUAAACCCAGGAAGCACAAACCUCCUGAUGGUAAAUUUGAGAAGAAUCAACAAGCUAGAAAUUCUCAGGCAUCUUUGGAAAAUCAAGUCCAUAUCGUUUCUCAGGAUGAAAAUACACCUGAUGACAUAAAGCAGGUGAUGAAAAAUGCCACAGAGGUGAUGCAGAGUGAGAGUGGCAAGGAGAAGCAUCUGUACCAGCGAUCAAACCUCCAGUUAGACCUAACCCAAGACCACAUGAACAACUGCCGCAAAGUGGUGGCCUCCCCUCAGCGGCCUCAUGGCCUCACCACCAACCUGCUCCACCAGGCUCCUGACCUGCAGCACAUCACCAAGGGCUCCACACCUGACCUGACCUCACGCAACCUGGGCUAUCAGGAGGUUGACAAGUGCCACAAAAAAAUGUGCAGCCAAACGCUUGACCAGUUGCACAAACCGCCGCCGCCUCCCGCCUCUCACAGCAGGAAGUCAGUGGGCUCCCCUGGCAGUAAGGGCUCUCCUGGGGGUCUUGAGGAGGGUGAUGCUGGGCUGGACAAGAGGUCAGUUAGUACUUAUCCAAGUCUCUCUGAGCUGAAUCUGACCUUCAGCUCCCUGGCUGCACAAAAGAUACUGAGUGGUGUCAGCGUCAACAGUCUAGACACACUUGCCGAGGUCAACAUGGCAGCUCUGAAGCACAAAAGUAAUACUGUAACCUCAGCCCUAACCAAUACCGAUCUGGGCUUUGUAUGAGGCGGAUUCUGGUUGCAGACUUGUAAAAAGUGACCCUUAUUAGCCUGAGUUCUAACUUGGGUGUUGUGGCAUAAAGGAACGAACUGAUCCACCAUUACGAAUAAUUCAGCUGUUCUGUGGAAAUACACCGGUAUGAUUCUGGUUCUUGACUGUAACGGAUGGCAGCUGAGCUGUGACUUUUAGCAGCUGGACUGUUAUUACUGGUAACAUGACUGGCUACCAUGGCUACUAUUUACUGGCGUGAGUUCCAUCAGCAGAAGUGUGACAACUGGCAGCUGGACUGUGACUAAUGGUAACUGGACUCAAGAACAGUAAAAGCCUGUUACUCAAAAUUACAUUGGUCAUAGAAUCUCAGUAGCCUGAACAGGAAAUCUGAUAUUACUCAGUGUGUACAAACGUAUUUAUAGUGAUCUGACUACCUGAAAAAUAUGCUGAUCAGGACAGAAAUGGAUCUAAUGCUGUUUGGAUAACUAAACUUUUCCUGUAGUCCAGAUAGGAACUAUAUUACCUAUUAAGUGGCUCACAUGAAACAUGACAAUGCUGGCUUCUUAAACUACUCUCAGGUCUAGUUUUCUUAUUAAUAUGAAUGACUAAUAAUAGUUUUGGUAAGCAUAAUACUCAUUUAAACAGCCUGUAGGUGAAAUAUCAGUGUUGAUGAUGCUGUGUAUGUAGUACAAAGAUGGUUGUCAAAAUUUUAUACAAUUAAGGUGCUUUGAGAGGAAAAGUUACAUUUUCUCAUGUUUUUACACAUUCUUUUUAAGAAAUAACAAUGCAUUAUUUUGCUAAUUAAUGUUAAAUAUCUAAAGGAAAUCCAUAAAAGUAUUAUUUAUUAAGUAUAAUUUCCUUUGCAUCUUUAAACCCAACUCAAUAUUCAUGAACCUUUCUUGAGUAACACGUGACUCAGAAAAAAAGCCAAUCACACAAACAAUAUUGGUCUACAGGCACAUCAAAGAAAUGUACAAAGACCAAUACACUGUAGGAACAUAACUGGACAGAGAAACAACCCAUAUAUCUGCACUUCACUCUGUAUUCACAAUACACCUCGCAUUCAAUUUGUCUUCUUUAAACAUAGAAAAUAUUUCUCUUAAAAAUCUGCUAUACUUUUAAAUAACACUCAGAUACAUAUUUAGUAAAAUAUUCUACAAAUAGAAUAUGUAUGAUAAAAUCUUUUAUUGGAUUCUUACUAAAAGGUGGUUGUGAUCAUGGUGUAAACUUGUCCUUGUGGACCCCAACUAGAUGCUACAAGAAUCAUUUGGCCUUGAAUUUUGAGCUAUGCCCUCACAGGCUACUAAGGACUCAGCCUGCUAGAAUUCUUAGGCUGUCCUUGUGAACUUGCCAGGGCCAUCAGACUCAUUAAAAUAGAGGAGCAAGUACAACUAUCAACUUCUACUUUAAAUAUCUUAGCAUUCCCUUGAAUAUUAAAAACAAAGGAAUAAAAAAGUGAGCAUCAGGCCAUUUUGUACUUGAGCAGAGCACCACCACAAGCACCUCCAACCCCACACUGGGUACACCUCUCCCUCCCACCAUCUGGAAGUCCAAAGGAACCAACUUGGUCUGAACAAGAUCUAGGAAACCUCACAGCUAAUUUAUUGCUUAUUAUACCUGGCACUUUUCAAUGCAUAAUCCUGUCAAACAAAUCCCAAUACUAUUCCACUUUCCUGUUGCUUAUAUUUAUGCAUUUUUGGCUGACUGAGCCUCGGAGACUAGUGGACAUGGCCUGACAGACAUCACAGCUAAAGGAGCCACAAGCCACGCUACUUCCCCUACUCAGGCAGGUGACGGCAGCUCAGUGUGGUUACCUACAUUGUUUGGUCUUUUAAUUUCAAGGUUUUGGCAAAGUUAAAAAAACUCAUCAGAUCCUAUCAUACUGAUGAGUGUUAAUAUUUCUAACUUAGAAAUUAAAGUAAACAGUCUGAACAUGACAACUAUAUUCAUGAAAAAAAUACAUAAUCAGUUUCUUAAACUUUUUAAGGAUAUAGUCAAUUUUAGUUUUUCUUUAAUAAUUUGUAGAGGACAAAGGGGUAAAAUAUUUACCAAAUUUGAGUGGAUGGUAGAACCUCAAGGUUAUGAGCCCAGCACGUUUAACCCUUUCCAUCCGUGACGCAGACGUCGGCGUCACAGUAUGGAAAGGGUCAAGAGGAAAUGGAUAAGGAUUAAUCCUCUUCUAAACCUCUCAAUCCUCCUCUAAAUUCCUCUUCCAUUUCCUCUUAAGAGGUUUAGAAGAGGACUAACCCUCUCCAUACAGUGAUGCCGUCGGACUCCGACGUCGCUGGAGUGAAGGGGUUAAGUGACUGUCUGAAGUGCCAUCCACCAGCAGGCAGUCAGCAAAAUGGGGUUCCAUACAAUCAGGUCACUAUGUUUUGAACAUCAUGUGAACAGUCAUAGUAAGAACACACCAAGGAGAUCCUCA